This is a messenger RNA of Plasmodium coatneyi, 1791 nucleotides long. RefSeq lists its product as uncharacterized. Bases 448 to 1791 code for a protein of 447 amino acids. The transcript has 13 exons. Lineage: Eukaryota; Apicomplexa; Aconoidasida; Haemosporida; Plasmodiidae. Gene Ontology annotation, molecular function: 2-oxoglutarate-dependent dioxygenase activity. The record is from RefSeq and is a predicted model, not a curated record.
GCACUGUUUCAAAAACAUUUUAUUUUACAUUUUGAAGAAGUAUAUCAUUUUGUGUACUUUUAAUUCUGUUUAAUUGUCGAAUUGUUUAUGUAACCCUUUUCUUUUCUUUUUUUUUUUCCCCCUUUUUUCUUGCCAACUGGCUUGCCAAGCAUAACGCGAAUGGAUUAAUUUUUUAUUUUCAAGUAAAAUACCCCUUUUGUUUAAAUUUCCGUCAAUUUUUACUUGUGCGAGGGCUUUCCGGCAUGUAUUAACAUCCAUGUGUGCAUAGUCUUACAUGUGGCACAUGGCAGUCAAGUCAAUAGUACAUAUAAUGAGAUAAUAAAAAAAUACAGGAAGCUUUCGCGUCCGCAUGAUAGCAAUGAACAGUUUUUUCACUUUUCUAACUCCAUAAGAACACAAAAGGGUUCCUUUUUAAAAAUAUAAUUUCUUCCCUGUGAAAAUUGCAAAAUGACUUUAAAAAAUAAUUACGCGGGGUUCUGCUUCCACAAAAAUAAAAUAAGCAAAAUUGACAGAAUCGAUGGAGACAUAAGCGCUGAGCAGUUUUACCUGGAAUACAUCUUAAAAAGAAAACCGUGUCUACUGAACAGUGAAUGCGUAAUCAAAAACAGGUGUAACAUCGACAUAAAAUAUUUGAGGGAAAAUAUAGAAAAUGUCCCUGUCGAAUUAGAACAAAAGAUUUCAAAUUCGUUCGGGAUAGGCGAGAAAAAAAAAAUGAAAUUUCAUGACUUCUUGUCAUUAUUAGAGGAAGGAAAUACGGAUUAUUACUUAAAUACACAGUAUAUAAAAGAGAAUGCAUAUUUCCCCUCUGACUUUUGUAACGCGUUGACUCGGCAGAUGAUAAAUUUUCUGCCAAAGAAACUGGAAAUAAUGGGCAACUUGGAAAUUUACCAGUACAAUGUGUGGCUAGGAAACAACGCAGAUGAAGAUUUAAAAACGUUUCUACACCAUGAUUACCACGACAACAUAUAUGUACUACUAAAAGGCAGGAAAGUGUUUAGGAUAUAUAGCCCCGAUUUUGCUCCUCAUUUGAAAACGAACGGAAAUAUUUACCGUGUUCAUACCAAUGGCCUAAUUACCUACUCCCCAUUUAUAAGAAGUGACGGAUCGAACUUCUUAGAUGUGUACAAAAAAAAAAUGGAUAAGGUGUACCUCCACAUUAGCGCAAUGACUGACCAUUUAAACGAAAAAGACAAAAUGCUGGAAGAUAAAAUUAUAGAAAAUUCUAUAAAUAAGGCAGAGCAAAAAUUAAAUAAAUUAGAAGACAAUAUCCUAAAUUACAAGUUGCGCAAGCACAAAUUUAAACCUAAGCCAAAUACGAGAGAUGAUAUUCCAAGCCAUUUCUGCCUUCUUAACACAGUUGCGAGGAAUUAUGAAGAUGACAUUUUCAGCGAUAACACAGACGUAGGAAAAAAGUACAUCGACGUCCACGUGAACGAGGGUGACAUAUUGUACUUGCCCUGUGGGUGGUUCCACGAAGUGAAGUCCUUCUCAAGUGAAAAAUUCCACCUAGCGUUUAAUUAUUGGUAUUACCCCCCUUAUAUAAAAAUGGUUAAUUCGACGGAAAUGCAAAACAGGUUUUGCCACCCUUACAUAGACAAACACUUAAGUGAACGGAAUAAAAAUUUGUAUAAGAAGAUUGGCCUUGUUAAUGAAGAAAACUUUUCCGACAUAGCAGAAAUCGUGGAAUACUAUAACAAUUUGAAUAUAAAGCCAAGCAAAAAUAUGAAGAAGGCAAAACGGAAAACCGUCAGAAGAUUCUUACACAGAAGAAGGUUUAGGGUACAUAAGUAG